UAGGGCGGCGGAGGGAUACACAGGCAAUCCCCAUUCUGGCCACGGCCAAUAUACACACUCCUAACCCGCCAGUGGAACUCCAUCUAAGGAACGACCACACUCCAAGUCUGCCUCCAUAGACCAACAAGCACACAACCCAUCCGCCAUGGCUGACCAACUAACAGAAGAGCAGAUUGCAGAGUUCAAGGAGGCUUUCUCCUUAUUCGACAAGGACGGCGACGGCACCAUCACCACCAAAGAGCUGGGCACCGUCAUGAGGUCGCUGGGCCAGAACCCCACAGAGGCAGAACUGCAGGACAUGAUCAAUGAGGUGGACGCCGACGGUAAUGGAACCAUUGACUUCCCGGAGUUCCUGACCAUGAUGGCCAGAAAAAUGAAGGACACGGACAGUGAGGAGGAGAUCCGCGAGGCUUUCCGGGUAUUUGACAAGGACGGAAAUGGCUACAUCAGUGCCGCAGAGCUCCGUCACGUCAUGACUAACCUCGGGGAGAAGCUAACGGACGAGGAGGUGGACGAGAUGAUCAGAGAAGCAGACAUCGACGGGGACGGACAGGUCAACUAUGAAGAGUUUGUACAGAUGAUGACUGCAAAGUGAAGCUCGCCCGCCCCGUCCCCUCUUAGAAGAAAAAAAAGGAAAAAAAAAAGUUUUACUUACCGCUUGGGAAAAAGAAAAUGUUCAUUUAUUCAUACUGUUUCUGUAUAGAAAAUAAUUGAAUGUUGAAAUAAAAUAUCCUUCUGUCCACACAGGAAAAAUAUAAAAAAUAUACAAAAAUAUCUGCAUGAAAAUGACGGUUAGUGAUCCUGUCCCCUCCCCCCGGAGAUCAGUUUA
Molecule: messenger RNA, 829 nt
Organism: Cyclopterus lumpus (lumpfish)
Lineage: Eukaryota; Metazoa; Chordata; Actinopteri; Perciformes; Cyclopteridae
Gene: calm1b
Product: calmodulin 1b
Exons: 6
Coding region: 146-595 (149 amino acids)
Molecular function (GO): calcium ion binding
Source: RefSeq, a predicted model, not a curated record